Gregarina niphandrodes is the source of this 714-nucleotide messenger RNA. RefSeq names its product putative transmembrane protein. The coding region runs from base 1 to 714 and encodes 237 amino acids. The transcript has a single exon. Lineage: Eukaryota; Apicomplexa; Conoidasida; Eugregarinorida; Gregarinidae. The record is from RefSeq and is a predicted model, not a curated record.
AUGCAAGAAGAAGAUGUUUGGUUACAUCCACUGGACUCGAGAGCUGACGCCCACUCGCGGCUGAGGUGUGUGUGGGACACCUUUGUGGGAGUGGGUGCGAUAGUGGGAAUGAUAGUAGCGUUGACUUUGUUGGUUGUGGAAGACUGGACCAAUUAUCCGGUAUGGUUGCGAAGAUUUGUGCUCUGCAGUAUGUUGCUAGAAGGAUUGAUAGGUUUGGUGGCGGCUGCGAGUAUGGCCUGUUUGGCAGUCAUGCUGGGACGGAAUGCAAUGAUCCAUGCAUUGUCGGUAAUCAGUUUGCUUAGUGAUGGGUUGCUUUCCAUAGCGUACUUAGGAAGCUCAGUGUGGAGUUCGUUUGCGCUCUACUACCUUUUAGAGGCUUCCAACUUCAGCUGGACCGACCUUCGAAACAGUGGGAACUUCAACGUGUGUCUCUGCUGCUACGUCGCAGUGAGCUGGCUAGUCGCCACUGCAUACUCAAUCGGAAGACUACCCGUCUUCUUCGGGGUCUGCACCUUCGCUCUCCAUCAGGUCGAACGCAAGAUCAAACACACGCCCAUCGUCCGCUUCUACUCGGAAUAUAACCGAGGCGAUGAAUACUACAUACGGAUCAUGCCCCUCGAAGAGUGCUCAGAACUCGUCGAGACAAUGGACAACCCGCUCAAAAUCAGCUCUGUACCUGAACAACAACAGCCACUGCGCCCAACUCCAGUUUAA